CGAUCCGAGCGAGGGGUAGUGACAGUUUCUGGAAGUUUCUUCCGAGCAUAUAUAAACUACAGGAGCCCGCAUAGCAACGCUGGCGUGUUUGAGAAGCAACAGCGAGUUGUGCUGUUGGUAGUCGAUGCAUAAGGUUUUUUUUGUUACUCGGCAGGGACAGUAAAUAAAAAUGUCUGUCGUCGGGUUUGAUAUUGGAAUGCAAAAUUGCUACAUCGCCAUCGCCAGAGCCGGGGGCAUCGAGACUAUUGCCAAUGAGUACAGCGACAGAUGUACCCCCUCAGUUGUAUCCUUUGGCUAUAAGAACAGGAUGGUUGGAAAUGCAGCUAAAAGUCAGCUAAUCACAAAUGCCAAGAACACUAUAAUAAACUUCAAAAGAUUCCAUGGUCGAGCUUUUAAUGAUCCUUUCAUUCAAAAUCAGAAAGAUAAGCUAGCUUUUGAUCUUGUGCCGAUGGAAACCGGUGUGGGAAUUAAGGUUAUGUACAUGAAUAAAGAACAGCAUUUCACCACAGAACAGAUUACAGCAAUGUUGCUAAGCAAACUGAAGGCGACCGCUGAAAGUAAUCUGAAAAAGUCUGUAUCUGAUUGUGUAAUUUCUGUACCUUCUUUUUUCACCAAUGCUGAACGGAGUUCAAUACUAAAAGCUGCUGGAAUCGCUGGCUUGAAUUGCUUAAAGUUAAUGAAUGAUCCUACUGCAGCCUGUCUGGCGUAUGGAAUCUACAACCCAGAUCUUCCAUCCCCUGAGGAAAAAUCAAAGAUUGUUGUAUUUGCAGAUAUGGGUCAUUCUGCAUUUCAAGUUUCUGCCUGUGCUUUACAUACGGGAAGCAUGAAGGUUCUUGCUACAGCCUUCGACCCAUAUUUGGGAGGCCAAGACUUUGAUGAAGUAUUGGUGAAGUAUUUUUGUGCAGAGUUUAAAACCAAGUACAAAUUGGAUGUAAAGUCUAACAUCCGGGCUUUGUUGAGACUCUAUCAAGAAUGUGAAAAACUGAAAAAACUCAUGAGUGCUAACUCCAUGGAUACUCCUUUAAAUAUUGAAUGCUUCAUGAAUGAUAUAGAUGUAGCUGGAAAGAUGAAUCGAGCUCACUUUGAGGAAUUAUGUGCAAGCCUGCUACAAAGAGUAGAGACAACCCUUGAGUCACUUAUGGAUCAAACACAGCUGAAACCUGCAGAUGUCAGUACAGUUGAAAUAAUUGGUGGUUCCACGCGUAUACCAGCAGUUAAAGAAAGGAUAGCAAAAUUCUUUGGGAAGAUUACCAGCACCAGACUCAACGCAGAUGAGGCAGUUGCCAGAGGUUGUGCUUUACAGUGUGCAGUACUUUCUCCUGCUUUCAAAGUGCGUGAAUUCUCCAUUACUGAUGUAAUGCCAUUCCCAAUUUCUCUGAGCUGGAAUACGGAAACUGGUGGAGUAGGAGGGAUUUGUGAAGUUUAUCCCAAAAAUCAUGCUGUCCCCUUUUCAAAGCUACUCACCUUUUACAGAAAGCAUCCAUUUGAAUUAGAAGCAUUUUACAGCAAUCCAAACUCACUUCCUUACACAGAGCCAAGAAUAGGACAGUAUAUUAUCCACGAUGUAGUACCUCAAGCAAAUGGUGAAAAGUCCAAAGUGAAGGUGAAAGUAUGUGUCAAUGAUCAUGGAAUCUUUAGUGUUUCAACGGCAUCUAUGAUUGAGAAGGUGGAAAUUUCAGAGAAUGAAGCUACUAUGGAAACAGAUCUGUGCCCCAACACACCUGAUCAUAAGGUAGAGGAUAUUGAUGAGAACAAGAAUCAGUUAGACAGUUCUGAGAUUGAAGUUCAGCCCCAAGUACAAUCAGAUGAUCAAGGUUCUCCACAGUCUCUCUCUUCUACUAAAAUGGACCAAGAAGAAAAUAAAGCUGGAAAUGCUGAAACUAACUGCAAGUCUAAUAUGGACAAGAAAUCAAAUCAACCUCCAGAUCCAAAAAAGCCCAAAAUUAAGUUCAAGACUAUUAAUCUUCCCGUUGAAGAUAAACUGGUGUGGCAGUUUGGGAAGAAUCUACUUGACAUGUAUUUUGAAAAGGAGGGGGAUAUGAUCAUGCAGGAUAAGUUAGAAAAAGAGAGAAGUUAUGCCAAAAAUGCUGUGGAAGAAUACAUAUAUGACUUAAGAGAGAAACUUAAUGGACAAUUUGAAAAAUUUGUCAGUUCCAAGGAUCAGGAAAACAUUUCAUUGCUGUUGUCUGAAACGGAAAAUUGGUUAUAUGAAGAUGGUGACGAUCAAGUUAAACAAGUAUAUAUUGAUAAGUUGUUGGAGCUAAAGAAAUUAGGUACACCAAUUCAGGAAAGAUAUCUGGAAGCUGAAGCGCGGCCGAAAGCUUUUGAUGAGCUUAAUCAAAGACUACAAUAUUAUGCAAAACUAGCAGCGGAAGCCAGGAGCAAAGCUGAAAACUAUAACCCCAUAGAGGCUGCUGAGAUACAUAAAUUGGAAAAGUCAGUGAAUGAAACAAUGGAAUGGAUGAAUAUUGCAAUAGACUCACAAGCCAAACUAAGUUUUGACCAGGAUCCUGUUGUACAUGUGGCUGAAAUUAAAGAUAAACAUAAGGAGCUGGACAACAUCUGCAAUCCAAUAGUAAAUAAACCUAAGCCAAAGGUGGAGAAUCCUAAAGAAGUAAAUCAAACGUUGAAUAUGAAAGUCAAUUCUCAAAACGGAGGUGAGCCAAUGGAGAAUGAAAAUGUUACCAAGGAUACUGCAGUCUCACACAAAAAUGGUGAAUGCACAACAAACAUGGACCUGGAUUAAACUAUGAAGAUUUAAAGGACAUUGUUUUGCCUCUAUUGCUUUUAAAGUCUCUAAAUGUCCAGACACAUUCAUUUAUUCAAAAAAAAAACAACUUUUCUAUUUUUCAUUUAGGCACUGAGGAUGUAGAGUUCAGUAUUAUGUAUUGGUAAAGUAUUAUAUGUAAGAUUCCUGUGGAAUUGUAAAUUUCUAUUAAGUCACCAACAGGGCAUGAUGUAAUUCUUAUUUUGAUGGAGCUUAUUUCUGCAUGAAGCAUCUAGUAUUUCUCCAGCAACUUUGCAAUGUUUAUUUUUAAAGUUUUUGUGCAGUAGUAGGGCCUCAUGGGACAUAUUCUAAGAAUAUAUUAAACUGGAUAUGCUCUUUCUACCAAUAAAUAAACAUUCAACCUGAAGAACUAGUCCUUUUCUGCAAAAUUGCCUCUCCAAAAUAGAAUGCUAUGUUUCUGGUCUCCCAACCACAACAACAGUUGAUAGUCAGGUUUAUUUAUCAUUAGGGCUUCUAUCAAACAAUGUGUGGUAUAUUGCAGGACCUCCUAUGGAAUUCCUGGUAUUUCUCUUUACAAGAUUUUUUUUCCUGUUUUAUCACUGUACACCAGGAAGAGGCCAAAGUCGAAAGUCAGUAGAAGUAGAAGCUGGAAUGUACAAGCCUAAAGGAGUUAUGAGGGUCCACAUCACCAGGGUCAGAAGUACGAAGGUCAAACCCUUGAUUAGUGAGUCCAGUGGUCUAGGCCCAAAGGUCAAACCUGUGAUCAGAGUCCUGGGGUGAAGUCCAAUGUGCGAUGUCUGUUAGUAUGAAAAUCUAGUGACAGGGACUGGAGGCCCAGAGAUGGCUCAUCCUCGGGUUGGAGAUGGUCUGUAUGUCUGGAUUGGUGAGAAGGAUGAGAAAAUGUCUUGUUUUGCUCGUUCUUUUUUUUUUGGUGAGUUUAAACAGUGUGGAGAUGCAAUGAUGGCUCUGGAAUAUGUGGCAACACUUAUGAGCUGCCCCCAGCACGUCCUUGGGUGUGCUGAUUUUUAAUGCAGAAAUCACUUCACUGUAUGUUUUGGUUUACUUAAGAUAAAUAAGUCUGAAUUGUCACCUAAGAACACUGAAGCUGCAUAGGCUUUGGUGAAUUGUGCAUUAAACUGAUGGAAUAAAUAUUAUCAAA
Messenger RNA from Mobula hypostoma (lesser devil ray), 3887 nucleotides. Its product is annotated as heat shock protein 105 kDa-like. Lineage: Eukaryota; Metazoa; Chordata; Chondrichthyes; Myliobatiformes; Myliobatidae. The record is from RefSeq and is a predicted model, not a curated record. Gene Ontology annotation, biological process: protein folding. Gene Ontology annotation, cellular component: cytosol; nucleus. Gene Ontology annotation, molecular function: ATP binding; ATP-dependent protein folding chaperone. The transcript is spliced from 18 exons. The coding region runs from base 170 to 2746 and encodes 858 amino acids.